AUGAGUGCGGCCACGAUACUACUCCGACGGCUCCUGACAGCUCGAGUUCGCCUCCAGCUGGGUUCGGGACCCCAAGGGGUACACGGACGGUUUGCCACUGCCAAUAAACUCGGAGAUAGCAGCUCCCUGCUGACAGCGGUGGCGAUUACGGACCCGUUUGUGCUUUAUGAGAACUACGUGGCACUGGGAGUGAUUGAGCCUGAUGAAGCUCAGCUCCGGGUGAUGAAACAUUUCCAAAAGCUUUAUUAUCGGUUGCUAGGUUACGUCCCGAAGGGUGAAGUUGAAAAUAAGAUCCAGCUUAUCUUGAGGGAUCUUGAAUACCACCGGUUCCACCACGCCGAGCGAGAGAAACAAAAGCUGUGGCUCCACGCCAUCAAAUGGUACCCCGACCCUGAAAGACAAACACGACAAGUGAUGAAGUUUGUCACUGAUGAAGAAGAAAUUAUGGAUCAAGGGUUUUCGCCUCAAGGAUUAUUAGUUAAUGGUGAUGUGGGCUGUGGCAAGCUGAUGUUGAUGGAUAUAUUUGCUCAACUGUUACCGAUGCUGCUGAAGAUGAGAUGGCACUAUUCAAAUUUCAUUUUGUGGGUUUUCACACAGAUGCACAAGUUGCAACAAGACCGUCAAUUUGAGAUGCAAUUAGCCCGAAACCACGGCGUGUACCUGGACCAUCGGCUUCCCUCGAUGGAACGUGAGUUUUUGUUAUUUCAUGUGGCUCGUCAAAUGAUUGAAAAGUCUACCGUGUUGAUGCUUGACGAGUUUAUGCUCCCCGAUGUGGCUCUGGCUCAUAUUGUGCGGAUCCUCUUUACUUACUACUUUAAACUCGGUGGGGUAUUGGUGGCUACGUCCAAUAAACUUCCCGAGGAGUUAUACUCGCAGAAUUUCAACAAAACGAGAUUUGCCGGUUUUGUUGGGGUAUUACACGCUCGUUGUGAGCUGGUGGAUAUGAAAGAAGGUACUACCGAUUAUCGGGAAAAAGCAGCUAAUGAAACUAAGACCCAACGGGUGGUGACCAACUUCAAAGAUAUUGAUCGGUGGAAGAGAUUGGUGGAGCCAGUGCUUCAAGGCCCCAUCCAACCCGCUACCCUUGAAGUGUAUGGUCGCCACAUCGAAAUCCCUCAAACUUAUGGAGAUGGUAAAGUCGCCUACUUACCAUUUGACGAAUUCUGUGGCGGGCUUUACGCUGCUAGUGACUACAUUCUGAUCGCACUGAGAUUCCCCGUGGUGGUGAUCGAUAAAGUACCCAUAAUGACGCUUCGUCAAAGAAAUGAGGCUCGACGUUUGAUCACAUUGAUUGACGCUGUGUAUGAGGCUAAGUGUAAGCUUUACUUACGCACUGAAGCUCCCUUGAACCAAUUGUUCUUCCCUCUCGAAUCCAAUGAUACCGAUACCACCCAGGAGGAUUUGCAGCAACAGGAGAUGUUUGCCCGUACGCUUAUCGACACCGAAAUGCCUUAUAGACCCAACGUGUCCACUUACGAUCAAGACCAUACCCAAACUUACGUCACUGAAGAAAGUGACCACAGCGCUGAACCUCCUCUGGCUCAAGAUUAUACCGAUGCUAGAGCGUUCAUGGGUGAAGACGAGAAGUUUGCUUACAAACGUGCUGUGCUGAGACUUGCUGAGAUGGUGCUGGAUCGCUGGGCGAUGAUGGAUCGAUGGGUACCCGUCGAUGAUACCAUGAGACCAUGGGAGGAGUCGUCCGAACCCGACAAAAUAGCUCCACAACUGGGAGGCAAAGAAGGUCCCGUUGUGGCUCCAAACGCCCCUAAAUUUGACGAAGGUCAUGUGUGGCAAAUGGGGAGCUGGACAGCCACUAAUGCCGACCGCGCUAAAGACCCGAUCACGAAGCAAUGGCUCAAGUCAGGAAUGAAGAACAACUCAGAAGAAGCUGCUUCGCCUUUUGACAAGAAGCAGUAG
Messenger RNA from Diutina rugosa, 1917 nucleotides. RefSeq names its product Afg1p (gene AFG1). Gene Ontology annotation, cellular component: mitochondrion; cytoplasm. Gene Ontology annotation, molecular function: ATP binding; ATP hydrolysis activity. Bases 1 to 1917 code for a protein of 638 amino acids. Lineage: Eukaryota; Fungi; Ascomycota; Pichiomycetes; Serinales; Debaryomycetaceae. The transcript has a single exon. The record is from RefSeq and is a predicted model, not a curated record.